Messenger RNA from Macadamia integrifolia, 2296 nucleotides. Its product is annotated as cationic amino acid transporter 1-like. The transcript has 3 exons. NCBI's taxonomy places the organism in Eukaryota, Viridiplantae, Streptophyta, Magnoliopsida, Proteales, Proteaceae. The record is from RefSeq and is a predicted model, not a curated record. Gene Ontology annotation, biological process: amino acid transport; transmembrane transport. Gene Ontology annotation, molecular function: L-lysine transmembrane transporter activity; L-glutamate transmembrane transporter activity. Gene Ontology annotation, cellular component: plasma membrane. Bases 181 to 1977 code for a protein of 598 amino acids.
UCAAAUUUGGAUUCUGGAUCUCUCUUUUGUAGUUUGAUUUUCCUUUUCUCACCCUUCAAUUUAAGCAGUUUGACUUGACUGUGUUCUGUCCGGCUUGGCUAAGUUCUUCUUCUUCUUAUUAUCUUUUCUUUGAAUGAAUCUGUUAAAAAGCUUCACAGUUGAAUUAGAUUCAAAGGCGAAAUGGGUGCCAGCAGCGGUAAUAGCGGAGGAGCAAUGAAGCGUAGAGGGUGUUCAUGCACAAAGGGAGAUUUCCUCCCUGAGGAGUCCUUCCAGAGCUGGGGUAACUAUGGCAGAGCCUUAAGCGAGACAGGGAUGAGAUUGAAGGACCGAGUCCUGGCUCGAUCUCUGGAUCAGACCGAGUUGAACGAGGUGAAGGGUCAGAGUCAAAAUGAGAUGAAGAAGACUCUCUCAUGGUGGGAUCUCAUCUGGUUUGGUAUUGGUGCCGUCAUCGGUGCUGGAGUCUUCGUUCUCACCGGUCUUGAGGCGAAAACUGAUGCUGGACCUGCCGUUGUUCUCUCUUUCGUGGUCUCUGGAAUCUCAGCCAUGCUCUCUGUAUUCUGCUACACAGAGUUUGCUGUAGAAAUUCCUGUUGCAGGUGGAUCCUUUGCAUACCUCAGGGUGGAGCUAGGUGACUUUGUAGCUUUCAUCGCCGCGGGCAACAUCCUCCUUGAAUAUGUCAUCGGAGCAGCUGCUGUGUCUAGGGCGUGGACUUCCUACUUUGCCACCCUCUCCAACCAUAGCCCUAAUGAUUUCCGCAUUAAUAUCCCAGAUAAACUCGGCGAAGAUUAUGGCCAUCUCGACCCCAUUGCCGUGGUUGUCGUCUCUAUCAUUUGUGUUCUUGCUAUCCUCAGUACCAAGGGUUCAUCCCGCUUCAACUACAUUGCCUCCAUCAUCCAUGUCCUCGUCAUUCUCUUCAUCGUUAUUGCAGGGCUCACCAAGGCUAAUACCAAGAAUUACAAACCAUUUAUGCCCUUUGGUACUCGAGGCGUCUUCAAGGCCUCGGCGGUUUUAUUCUUUGCUUAUGUUGGGUUCGAUGCAGUGGCUACAAUGGCUGAGGAAACUAAGAACCCUGCCCGGGAUAUCCCAAUUGGGCUGAUUGGAUCAAUGUCGAUCACUACAAUUGCUUAUUGCGCACUUGCCAUCACAUUGUGCCUAAUGCAGCCAUAUGGUCAGAUAGAUGCUGAUGCUCCUUUUUCGGUAGCAUUUUCAGCUGUUGGGAUGAACUGGGCUAAGUAUAUUGUUGCUGCUGGAGCAUUGAAGGGUAUGACCACAGUCUUGCUAGUCAGUGCCGUCGGUCAGGCACGGUAUCUGACCCACAUUGCUCGUACUCACAUGGUGUCCCCUUGGUUUGCUCAAGUCCAUGAAAAGACUGGGACUCCUGUUAAUGCUACUAUAGUCAUGCUUCUUGCUACAGCCAUCAUUGGCUUCUUCACCAGCCUUGGCAUCCUCUCCAACCUCCUCUCCAUCUCCACACUUUUCAUCUUCAUGAUGGUUGCCGUUGCACUUCUUGUCCGCCGUUACUAUGCAACUGGGGUGACAAAACCACAGCACAGGAACUUACUCAUUCUUUGCUUGAUCCUCAUUAUUGGAUCCUCAAUUGCUACUGCCACUUACUGGGCUUUAGGCUCCAAUGGAUGGAUCGGGUACGCGAUUACUGUGCCAAUAUGGUUUUUGGCCACCGCUGCAUUGUGCUUGUUUGUUCCAAAAGCAAGGGAACCAAAACUGUGGGGGGUGCCACUGGUGCCAUGGAUGCCAUCAGCUUCAAUUGCUAUUAACAUCUUCCUCCUCGGUUCAAUUGAUAAAGACUCAUUCGUUAGGUUUGGAGCUUGGACUGCAUUGCUCUUGGUUUACUAUCUCUUCUUUGGGCUUCAUGCAUCUUAUGAUAAUGCAAAGGAGAUGGCCGCGACGAGGGUCCAGAAUACCACAUCUAAUAAGAUUGAAGAAGGAAACACAAAGGUAGUAGCAGAGGAUGUGUAAGUGAAGUCAUAUAUACAUACAGUACAUGGGGUCUGUUGUUGUUGUACUAUUUGUUCUUUGGGCUCCAUCCAUCAUAUGAUGCAGCAAGGGAGUAAGCAAAAAGAUUGCAGGGACUCCUAAACUACUAAAGAAGAUGGAGAGGGAUCCAUGAAUUCUCAAUGGGUGGCAGACAUGGAUAUAUGUUACAGUUAAUUACAAGAUUAUUUGUUCUGUUAGGAUUGAAAUAUUGUGUGUUAGGAUUGAAAUAUUGUAUUUGAUUAAUUAGAAUUCAGAAUAUGAAUCAUUCCGUUAGGCUGUAAUGUGUUUGAAUUAGGAUUCA